CUCUCGGACUCCGUCUUGAUUUGGUUCCAUGAGUGAUUUUACAUCAUCUGGUUUAUUUUGCUAUGAGCAAUUCUCUUAGACGUCCAAAGUCACUGAGUGUUGUCUUGCUUUAAAGACGGUGAUUGAGACUUCAUGCACAAAAGCCUAUCCGAACAGCUGGUAGUGAGUUACUUACAGGAAGCGGUAACUUGUUGGUUUUCUUUUCCUUUCGGGUGAGUUAUGUUACUGCAGCAUGAGCAUUUCCCUUUUCACCAGAGAAGAAAGAAUCGUUGGGGCUAGGGGCACUUCGGAAGGAAGAGGUUCGACAAAAUUGAUAUUUUGAAAUAUUUGGGGAAUCAAAUGACAGCAAUACAAUGAGCUUCCGAGGAAAGGUUUUCAAACGGGAGACCAGUGAGUUUUGGAAGAAGAGACGGACAGUGAGAAGAACAAAUCAAGAGGAAGUCCACAGGCUUGGUUCCCAAGAAAAACCCAGGUUUCCCGAGCCUUUGGAUUAUGAAACUGUCAUUGAAGAACUUGAAAAGACAUAUCGGAAUGAUCCCCUCCGAGAUCUCCUCUUCUUCCCCAGUGACGACUUCUCGAGUGAACAACAUAAAAGAAACAAGAUGAAAGAAGGAAUUCAAAAGGAAUGGAAAAAUACUGCCACGGUUCCUUGGGAUAUCCGAACGCUGUAUUCAACGGUGCCUGAGGACGCAGAGCACAAAGCAGAAAGUUUACUGGUGAAAGAGGCCUGUAAAUUUUAUAGUUCCCAGUGGUACGUGGUAAACUACAAAUACGAACAAUAUUCUGGAGACAUUCGACAGUUGCCCCGAGCAGAAUACAAACCAGAGAAACUUCCUUCACAUUCCUUUGAGGUUGACCAUGAAGAUGCUGAUAAGGAUGAAGAUACCACCUCCCACUCGUCUUCCAAGGGCGGUGGGGGUGCCGGAGGAACUGGCGUUUUCAGGUCUGGCUGGCUCUACAAGGGGAACUUCAACAGCACCGUGAACAACACCGUUACCGUCCGGUCAUUCAAAAAGCGCUACUUCCAGCUGACUCAGUUGCCUGACAGCUCCUACAUCAUGAACUUUUACAAAGAUGAAAAGAUAUCCAAAGAACCCAAAGGCUGCAUCUUUUUGGAUUCCUGUACAGGUGUGGUGCAGAAUAACAGACUAAGAAAAUACGCCUUUGAAUUGAAAAUGAAUGACCUGACCUAUUUUGUGCUGGCGGCUGAAACAGAGUCAGAUAUGGAGGAAUGGAUCCACACCCUCAGCCGCAUCCUGCAAAUCAGCCCUGAGGGGUCCCUUCAGGGUCGGCGGAGCGCAGAGCUCACGGACCUGGGCCUGGAUCCGCUGGAUAAUUCUAUCCCAUGUGAAUGCACACCAGAAGAAACAGAUUCUUCAGAGAACAGCCUACAUCCAGACUUUGCAAAAUACCUCACAGAAACCGAAGAGACUGUCAAAGCCACUCGAAACAUGGAGCGGCUCAAUCUCUUCUCGAUGGAUCCAGAUAUAGAUACCUUGAAACUUCAGAAAAAGGAUCCUUUAGAACCCGAGUCUGGGAUCAAACCAUUUGAAGAAAAAGCUGCCAAGAGAAUCAUGAUCCUUUGUAAAGCUCUCAACUUCAACCUUCAGGGAUGCGUUACGGAGAAUGAAAGUGAUCCAAUAACGAAUAUUGAGCCUUUUUUCGUGAGCGUGGCACUGUAUGACCUCAGAGACGGCAGGAAGAUGUCCGCGGAUUUUCACGUGGACCUAAACCACACUGCCGUCAGGCAGAUGCUCUCGGGGGCGUCCGUGGCUCUGGAAAACGGAAACAUCGACACGGUCACCCCGCGGCAGCUAGAAGAACCGCGUGUCAAGGGAUUUCCAGAGGAAUGGCUGAAAUUUCCGAAGCAGGCCAUAUUCUCUGUAAGCAAUCCACAUUCUGACAUUGUUUUGGUGGCCAAAAUCGAGAAAGUUCUGACGGGAAACAUUGCCAGCGGGGCUGAGCCUUACAUUAAGAACCCAGACUCUAACAAGUAUGCACAAAAGAUACUCAAAUCCAACAGGCAAUUCUGCAGCAAGUUGGGGAAAUACCGCAUGCCCUUUGCCUGGGCAGUGAGAUCAGUAUUUAAGGACAACCAGGGAAAUGUGGACAGAGACUCAAGAUUUUCACCAUUAUAUAGACAAGAAAGUAGCAAGAUUUCAACCGAGGACCUACUUAAACUUGUGUCAGAUUAUAGAAGGGCGGACAGAGUAAGCAAAAUGCAGACCAUCCCCGGAAGCCUGGAUAUUGCUGUUGAUAACGUUCCUUUGGAGCAUCCAAACUGUGUCACGUCGUCCUUUAUCCCUGUCAAGCCUUUCAAUGUGACGGCUCCACCAGAGCCCACGGUGGAGGUGGAAGAGUUUGUUUACGACUCAACAAAGUAUUGCCGUCCUUACAGAGUAUACAAAAACCAAAUUUACAUUUAUCCCAAGCACCUCAAGUAUGACAGCCAGAAAUGUUUCAACAAGGCACGAAAUAUAACCGUGUGCGUUGAAUUCAAAAAUUCUGACGAAGAAGGUGCCAAGCCUGUGAAGUGUAUUUAUGGAAAACCUGGAGGGCCCCUCUUCACCACAGCCGCCUACACAGCAGUUCUGCACCAUUCCCAGAAUCCGGAUUUCUCAGACGAGGUGAAAAUUGAGCUACCAACAAAACUCCAUGAGAAGCACCACAUUCUGUUUUCUUUUUAUCAUGUCACCUGUGACAUAAAUGCGAAAGCGAACACCAAAAAGAAGGAGGCUCUGGAAACACCAGUUGGCUAUGCGUGGCUUCCUCUGAUGAAACAUGAUCAGAUAGCUUCUCAAGAGUACAAUAUCCCAGUAGCUACAAGCCUGCCUCCUAAUUACUUAAGCUUUCAAGAUUCUGCAAGUGGAAAGCAUGGUGGGAGUGACAUGAAAUGGGUGGAUGGUGGCAAACCACUUUUCAAAGUAUCAACAUUUCUUGUGUCAACAGUGAAUACUCAGGACCCGUAUGUGAAUGCAUUUUUCCGAGAGUGCCAAAAAAGAGAGAAAGAUAUGUCUCAGUCACCUACCUCGAAUUUCAUCCGCUCUUGUAAGAACUUAUUGAAUGUGGAAAAGAUUCAUGCAAUCAUGAGUUUUCUGCCUGUAAUCUUGAACCAGCUCUUCAAGGUUUUGGUACAGAAUGAGGAAGACGAAAUAUGUACAGCGGUAACCAGGGUUCUGACUGACAUCGUCGCCAAGUGCCACGAAGAGCAGUUGGACCACUCUGUCCAGUCGUACAUUAAGUUUGUGUUCAAGACCAGGGCAUGCAAGGAGAGAACGAUACACGAGGAACUGGCCAAAAAUGUGACUGGUCUUUUGAAAUCAAAUGACUGGGCAACAAUUAAGCAUGUUCUGAAGCACUCCUGGUUCUUCUUUGCAAUUAUCCUAAAAUCCAUGGCACAGCACUUGAUGGACACAAAUAAAAUUCAGCUUUCUCGAGCUCAAAGGUUCCCUGAAUCUUACCACAAUGAACUGGACAAUCUUGUGAUGGUCGUAGCUGAUCACGUGAUCUGGAAAUACAAAGACGCCGUUGAGGAAACAAGACGGGCCAACCACAGCACUGCCAGGCUUCUGAAGCGCUGCUUUACAUUUAUGGACCGGGGCUUUGUGUUUAAGAUGGUUAACAAUUACAUCAGCAUGUUCUCCUCUGGUGAACUCAAGACCUUAUGCCAGUAUAAAUUUGAUUUUCUUCAAGAAGUAUGUCAGCAUGAGCACUUUAUCCCUUUGUGUCUCCCCAUAAGAUCAGCAAACAUUCCAGAUCCUUUGACACCUUCAGAAUCAACUCAAGAGUUACAUGCAUCAGAUAUGCCUGAAUAUUCGGUCACGAAUGAAUUUUGCCGCAAGCACUUCUUAAUCGGGAUUCUGCUCCGAGAAGUUGGCUUUGCUCUGCAGGAAGACCAAGACAUCAGGCACUUAGCUUUAGCUGUCCUAAAAAACCUAAUGGCUAAGCACUCAUUUGAUGAUCGAUACAGAGAACCAAGGAAGCAGGCCCAGGUGGCAAGUCUAUACAUGCCCCUCUAUGGCAUGCUUCUGGACAACAUGCCAAGGAUCUACCUGAAGGACUUGUAUCCUUUCACGGUCAAUACAUCGAACCAGGGGUCUAGAGAUGACCUCAGCUCCAAUGGAGGAUUUCACAGCCAGUCAGCUAUGAAGCAUGCGAACUCUGUGGAUACUUCAUUUUCUAAAGAUGUCUUAAAUUCCAUAGCAGCAUUUUCAUCAAUAGCUAUUUCUACAGUAAACCAUGCUGAUUCCAGAGCAUCUUUAGCAAGUCUUGACUCCAACCCAAGUACCAAUGAGAAGAGCAGUGAGAAGACUGACAACUGUGAAAAGAUCCCAAGACCCUUGUCUUUGAUAGGCUCAACACUUCGAUUUGACAAAUUAGAUCAAGCAGAAACUAGGAGUCUUCUUAUGUGCUUUCUUCACAUUAUGAAGAAUAUUUCAGAGGAAACUCUGAUUGCCUACUGGCAAAGAGCACCCGGUCCAGAGGUGUCUGACUUCUUCAGCAUCUUGGACGUUUGUCUUCAAAAUUUCAGAUACCUAGGAAAACGCAAUAUCAUAAGGAAAAUUGCUGCUGCAUUUAAAUUUGUUCAGUCCACCCAGAACAAUGGGACUCUCAAAGGAUCGAAUCCUUCCUGCCAAACAUCAGGUCUCCUGUCACAAUGGAUGAAUACCAAUUCCAGUCAUGAAGGACAUAAGCAGCCCAGAUCCCAAACUUUACCUAUAAUUCGAGGCAAAAAUGCACUUUCUAAUCCUAAACUCUUACAGAUGUUAGACAACACCAUGACCAGCAACUCAAAUGAAAUAGACAUCGUGCACCAUGUGGACACAGAGGCCAACGUAGCUACAGAGGUUUGCCUGACGAUCCUAGACCUGCUGUCUCUCUUCACUCAGAUGCACCAGAGACAACUCCAACAAUCUGAAUGUCAAAAUUCAUUGAUGAAAAGAGUGUUCGAUACCUACAUGCUGUUUUUCCAAGUCAACCAGUCGGCCACAGCGCUGAAGCACGUGUUUGCCUCUCUGCGGCUGUUUGUAAGCAAGUUCCCUUCAGCGUUCUUCCAGGGGCCUGCCGACCUGUGUGGAUCCUUCUGCUACGAAGUCCUCAAGUGCUGUAACCACAGGUCACGGUCAACCCAGACAGAAGCAUCAGCACUUCUCUACUUUUUCAUGAGGAAGAAUUUUGAAUUCAACAAGCAGAAGUCAAUUGUCCGAUCUCACUUACAACUCAUCAAGGCCGUCAGUCAGUUAAUAGCUGACGCCGGGAUUGGAGGCUCUCGGUUUCAACAUUCCCUGGCGAUUACGAAUAACUUUGCGAAUGGAGACAAACAAAUGAAAAACAGCAAUUUCCCAGCAGAAGUGAAAGACCUGACCAAACGCAUAAGGACCGUUCUGAUGGCCACGGCGCAGAUGAAGGAGCACGAGAAGGACCCCGAGAUGCUGGUGGAUCUGCAGUACAGUCUGGCGAACUCCUACGCCAGCACGCCCGAGCUCCGGAGGACCUGGCUGGAAAGCAUGGCCAAGAUUCACGCGAGAAACGGAGACUUGUCCGAGGCUGCGAUGUGCUACAUCCACAUAGCCGCCCUCAUCGCAGAGUACCUGAAAAGAAAGGGUUACUGGAACAUGGAAAAGAUUUGCACACCACCCCUGCUCUCGGAGGAUAGCCACCCCUGCGAUAGCAAUCCAUUACUAACACGUCCCGGUGGAGGAAGCAUGUUUUCUAUGGGCUGGCCAGCUUUCCUGAGCAUUACCCCAAAUAUUAAAGAAGAAGGAGCAAUGAAAGAAGAUUCUGGAAUGCAAGACACGCCAUACAAUGAGCACAUCCUGGUGGAGCAGCUGUACAUGUGUGUGGAGUUUCUCUGGAAGUCUGAGAGAUACGAACUCAUCGCUGACGUCAACAAGCCCAUCAUUGCUGUCUUCGAGAAGCAGAGAGACUUCAAAAAAUUAUCAGAUCUUUACUAUGACAUUCACCGGUCGUAUCUGAAGGUGGCGGAGGUGGUGAACUCCGAGAAGCGACUGUUUGGUCGGUACUACCGCGUGGCAUUUUAUGGGCAGGGUUUCUUUGAAGAAGAAGAAGGUAAAGAGUAUAUUUAUAAGGAGCCUAAGCUGACUGGGCUCUCCGAGAUUUCCCAAAGACUGCUCAAGCUGUAUGCAGAUAAAUUCGGAGCUGACAAUGUAAAGAUAAUCCAGGAUUCCAACAAGGUAAACCCCAAGGACUUGGACCCCAAGUAUGCCUACAUCCAGGUGACCUACGUCACGCCCUUCUUUGAGGAAAAGGAGAUAGAGGACCGGAAGACGGAUUUCGAAAUGCAUCACAACAUCAACCGCUUCGUGUUCGAGACGCCGUUCACGCCGUCGGGCCGGAAGCACGGGGGCGUGGACGAGCAGUGCAAGCGCAGGACCGUGCUGACCACCAGUCACUUGUUUCCCUAUGUGAAGAAGAGAAUCCAGGUCAUAAGCCAGUCGAGCACAGAACUGAACCCUAUUGAAGUGGCCAUUGACGAGAUGUCCAAGAAAGUCUCUGAGCUUAACCAGCUCUGCACCAUGGAAGAGGUGGACAUGAUCCGACUGCAGCUGAAGCUCCAAGGGAGUGUCAGCGUGAAGGUUAAUGCUGGGCCAAUGGCCUAUGCACGAGCUUUUCUUGAAGAAACCAAUGCAAAGAAAUACCCCGACAACCAAGUGAAGCUUUUGAAGGAAAUCUUCAGGCAAUUUGCAGAUGCGUGUGGGCAGGCCCUGGACGUGAAUGAGCGCCUCAUCAAGGAAGACCAGCUGGAGUACCAGGAAGAACUGAGGUCCCAUUACAAGGACAUGCUCAGUGAGCUCUCCGCAAUCAUGAAUGAGCAGAUUACGUGCAGGGACGAGUCGUCAAAGCGAGGAGUGGAGCGCACCUGCUCUCGAAUAAUUAGCAAGGGGACCCCAGCUCUGCCCACUGUCUCCAUCUCACUCAGCGCGGACGUUUGAGCAAAGUCUGCGGCAGCAGAUGCACCUCUAAGGGAACUCUCUGAACGUGCAGCUAAUCUCGGGGAAGAGAAGAUAGAUUUAAUUUAUUCGAAGUUUUUAAUGUUAAUAUUUUUUUUACCUCGCUAGCUUGAGAAUUUUGCCAAUCUUUGGAUUUGCACAUUUCGUAUGAUUUCUUUUUUUCCUUCGAGCAGCGUUAAACAAGCCAAGCUGAAUAUUUGCCGUGAAAUUCCAAUAAAUAUGCAGCUCAAAAGCAAACCCUAAGUUUGCUGUCGGUUACAAUACAUUCAAUUCCAAGUCCUAGGACACACAUUUUAAAGGUCAAAGUGAAUGUUUUUGCAACAGUUAAGCAUAUUUCAAAUGUAAAUAGGAGAUUGUAAGAUAUAUGGUUUUUACCAAAUUUAAAAGAACCUUUUUAGUUAAUACUUAUGACGUGCUAAAAUUAUAUGGAUAACAUUUCAGAUACCAUUAUAUUAAAAUAUUUGUGUAUGUGUACAAAAGUGUUGAUAAAUACUAAUCUUUAAAGUUUCUGGAGUUCCUUUAUUUGUAAUAUAUGUGCUCUUAAAAACAUUGGGCUAUGAAAUUAUGGAAGUAUUUUGUUGUUAAUAGAAAUAAAAAAUACAGUUACUUUGCA
Molecule: messenger RNA, 7584 nt
Organism: Molossus molossus (Pallas's mastiff bat)
Lineage: Eukaryota; Metazoa; Chordata; Mammalia; Chiroptera; Molossidae
Gene: DOCK10
Product: dedicator of cytokinesis 10
Exons: 57
Coding region: 354-6953 (2199 amino acids)
Biological process (GO): dendritic spine morphogenesis; small GTPase-mediated signal transduction; positive regulation of GTPase activity
Molecular function (GO): guanyl-nucleotide exchange factor activity
Source: RefSeq, a predicted model, not a curated record